AGGUAUUUAAUAGGAGUAAUGUUGCAACAAUUUUAGGAUCCACAUUGAUGAUUUAUUCCAAAUGCAAAUUAUUUACAAGAGAAUGAACAAUGUCUACAUUAAAUUACCCUUCCACUGAGGAAACUACAAACGAAAAUAGGGCCUGUCGGCUUCUCUUGGGACCUUGCACGGAUAGUCUUCGUGACGUAUUACGUCAUCAUGUUCCACCAUCUUUGUUUUCGCACGUCAUUCAUCAACAUAGUCUAAAACUGCCACGUUUAACUGCUACACAACGAAGUCUGAUUUUGCCUCAAAAAGGCAGUUAUGUCGGAAAUUACGAUGAUAUGGACAUCUCUUUGCUUUACAUAUUACUUAGAAAUAUCUGCAACAUACCUGCUCAUUCCAAAGGUUGGAGUAAUGAUCCCAACUCAUCUGAUACAUCGGUCUCGGCCAACAUUGAAAGAAUUCGUUUUGCAAGAAAUGAAAGAGGACACUCGUCCAGUUCUUCACUCCCAAAUUCCGAAUUCAAUAUGUUUUGGAACAAAGUGAGAUCAGCAGUGGUGGGAAUUGAUUCUUUUCUUAACAAUGGAAAUCAUUUUGCAAAUCAAGUUGAUUUGCUGCGUUCUGAGACAAUGGAUCCUGUUAGUGACAAACAUUAUAAAGAGAAGCUCAAGCAACAGGCCGAAGAGGACCGAGAAACGAGGACAAGGGUAAUUGAUCUGGAAAAAAGAUUUGAGAAAAGUAAACUUGUACUACAAUAUCAUGAUGAACAUCUCAAACAACAGGCCGAAGAGGACCUAGAAACAAGGACGAGGGUACUUGAUCUGGAAAGACGAUUUGAGAAAAGUGAGCGUGUACAACAAUAUCAUGAUGAAUAUCUCAAACAACAGGCCAACGAGAAUAAAGAAACAAGAAAAAUGGUUGAUGAUUUUAAAAUUUCAGGCCCAGACUUACAAUUUAAAAUUGACACAACCAGAAAGAUGCUGAACGAAUUUGAAAAGGAAAUCCGUUCUCUUUUUGUCAAGACGCGAGCAAGUGAAAAAGUAAUGGAGGUACUUGAAGGAAACAGAUGUGUUUUUCUUAUUGGAAACCCGGGAGAUGGAAAAACAACUCUAGCUAAACACAUUCUAGUAAGUCUACAGAAAAGGGGAAUGAUGCCUAUUCAGAUAUUAUCUUUCAAGAAUUUUUAUGAAAAAAUGCCGGGGUGUUCAAAAAUGGUAAUAUUUCUUGAUGAUGUGUUCGGAGUAAGGUGUCUGUCAAAGAAAGAACUCCACUACUUUACAGUUCAAAGAGAUCUCAUACAGGGUUAUCUCUCUAAUGAUGACAAAAGAAGUGGUAACAUGUUGAUAGCAACAUUAAGGAAUGAUAUUUUUAGAGAAUGUGAAAACACAAUUACAAACAGUGAGUUCUUCAAAAGCUCCCUCUUUAAUAUGUCUGGGACAGAUUUUAAAAUAAAUAGAGAUGAAUUUGCAAAUUUUGUAUCAACCUACGCUUUGCAAGAUAUUAUUCUGUCCGUUGAUGAAAUUUUAGAGAAAAAGAGCCUUGGUUAUUCAAUUGGAAUUCCCCUAUGUAUGAAAAUAUUAAAGAACAUUGUCAAAAACAAAGUCAAUAUAGCUGACAUUUUUGAACACCCUAUGAAAUAUUUACAAGAAGAUAUCGAAAUAAGAAUUAAGGAGAAGGAACACAAAACCGCUGUUUUGAUUUACAUUCUUCUUUGCGGAGGGAGCAUAGAGACUGGAAUCUUGACAAACCCGUAUAAAGACAGGAAACGAAAAUCAAAGGCUUUACAGAUGAUGGAAUUAGAAGGAACGAAAUCCUCAAUGAUAAGAUUUCACAAUUCCAUAAAAUUUUAUGAAGGAUCAUACAUUGAAUUUGAUGAUGUAGAGGACGUUUACAAAUUUACACACAGUUCCGUAAAAGAAAGUAUUUUUCUAUACAUGAGUCAAUAUUAUCUUGAAGAUAUUAUUAGCGAUUGUGAACCCUCGCUGUUGUUACCUCUAUACACUAGUAAGAAUUGCACCAAUGCAAUUUUAAUCGACACCAGUUUGUUCACAGAUCUCAUAGAUAGAAUCAAUAAGAUUUUAAAAGGAAAAAAGGCUUCCGAAUAUAAGUCAGUUUCUUUAAUGUCAAUUUGGAAUGAUGAAGACUUUAGAAAGGAUAUCAUGCAAAAUGAAGAAUGGAAACAGAAAUUGGUAGACAGCAUUGAUGAGAAAGAAGAUUCAAUGUUAGUGCAUUUUUCAGGAGCUGGAAACUUUAAUUGCGUGAAACAUCUGUUAUCAUUUUCUACAGAAAAACAAAGAUAUAAAUCACUUAACAGGGCCUGCACUUAUAAUCAUAUAGAUAUUGUGGAUCUUAUUUUAGAAACAAAUGUUAAAUACAAUCUCAAAACGUGUUUCCAUGCAGUGCAAAGCGGAAAUAUUAAAAUGCUUUUCCGUUUUACUGACAAAGUAGAUCUCAAACAUAUAUCAUUUUCACAUAAUUCACAGUUGUGCAAUUUGAGAGGGGGUUUGCUUCAAGAAAUCUGCUUAUCCGGACAAAAUCACCUUUUGGAACCUGUGCUUGAACGCUACCCUUCACUGAUAAAUGUACUAAAUGAAAAAGGUGGGAACGUCCUUCAUUUUGUUGCAUAUGCAGGACAAAUAGAUAUCUUUGCAAAAUUAAUAAAAAGGGGAUCUGAUCCAUACUCUAGAGAUUAUGAUGGUUUCACUAUACUUCAUUAUGCUUGCUUGAAUGGUAAGUUAGAUAUGGUAACAUACAUCAGUGAGACCUAUCCUAAGUUAUUGACAAAGGGUUUUGAUAACUAUUAUGGGUGGCCUUCUCUCCGCUUCGCAGCACUAUCGGGAAAUAUUGAGUUAUAUGAAUACCUUGUAGAAAAAGAUCUAGAUGUUAAAAGAAAAGAACAAAAUGUUAAAUCAGUUCUACAUCAGUGCUGUAGGAAUGGUAAGUUAGAAAUGUGUAAGUACCUGGUCAACAAACACCCUGAAAUACUAGAAAUCAGUGACGAUGAUAGGUCAACUGUGUUACAUGACGCAGCCUGGGGAGGAAAUGUUGAUGUCUUCAAUUUUCUAAUAGACAAAGGAUUAGAUGUUAAAAGUACAGCACAAAAUGGAAAAACUGUCUUACACCAGUGCUGUAGGAAUGGUAAGUUAGAAAUGUGUAAGUACUUGGUCAACAAACACCCUGAACUUCUAGAAAUCAGUGACAAUGAUAGGUCAACUGUGUUACAUGACGCAGCCUGGGGAGGAAAUGUUGAUGUCUUCAAUUUUCUAAUAGACAAAGGAUUAGAUGUUAAAA
Saccostrea cuccullata (small rock oyster) is the source of this 3273-nucleotide messenger RNA. RefSeq lists its product as uncharacterized. Gene Ontology annotation, molecular function: protein binding. The annotation marks the transcript as partial. The record is from RefSeq and is a predicted model, not a curated record. The transcript has 4 exons. NCBI's taxonomy places the organism in Eukaryota, Metazoa, Mollusca, Bivalvia, Ostreida, Ostreidae.